Molecule: messenger RNA, 468 nt
Organism: Knipowitschia caucasica
Lineage: Eukaryota; Metazoa; Chordata; Actinopteri; Gobiiformes; Gobiidae
Source: the annotation of a GenBank genome assembly
AUGAAUCAAAAAGAACGCCGUCAACUCCGCCGGGCCGUGGAACGAGAGCAGGAGCGGUCCCUGACAAACAUGGAGGACGCUGGAGAGGAGGUCCAGGCGGAGGCGGGUCCAUCCACUUCAAACAUGGAGGACACUGGUGUGGAGGUUCAGGCGGAGGCGGGUCCGUCCACUUCAAACAUGGAGGACGCUGGUGUGGAGGUUCAGGCGGAGGCGGGUCCGUCCACUCCAAACACGGAGUCACAGCAAGACCAACCUGAAGUCCAGGAAGAGUCAACAGAGCAGGAUCCAGCUAACCUUUCCCGAGAGGAUUUAUUGAAAGAAAGAGACCUGCUAAAACUGCGAGCCCGAAUGGAGUAUGAGGACAAGUACAGAGCCCAUUUCUAUAUCGCGACACUGACGUCAGAGCACAAAGAAAAAAUGAAAGAGAAAGACGCCAUAAUUCAACGACCAUACAUAAGUCCUUUUUGA